AUGUCCGUUGUUGGAUCGCUUAUUUUCUGUUUGGACUGUGGUAACCUGCUGGAUAACCCAAAUACUGUUUCGGGCUCUCAAAUUGCAUGCGACCAAUGUCAGGCUACAUACCCAAAGUCUCAAUUCUCUAACUUGAAAGUUCUCACAACCACCGCAGAAGAUGCGUUCCCUUCGGCCCUGCGGUCCAAGAAAUCUGUUGUUAAGACCUCGUUAAAGAAGGAUGAGUUGGAAGAGGGAGCCACGAUCCGCGAGAAAUGUCCCAAAUGUGGGAAUGAAGAAAUGCACUACCAUACACUACAACUUCGGUCCGCAGACGAAGGUGCCACUGUUUUCUACACUUGUACACAAUGUGGAUACAAAUUCAGAACGAAUAACUAG
Messenger RNA from Torulaspora delbrueckii, 378 nucleotides. RefSeq names its product DNA-directed RNA polymerase I core subunit RPA12 (gene RPA12). The coding region runs from base 1 to 378 and encodes 125 amino acids. Gene Ontology annotation, biological process: termination of RNA polymerase I transcription; DNA-templated transcription. NCBI's taxonomy places the organism in Eukaryota, Fungi, Ascomycota, Saccharomycetes, Saccharomycetales, Saccharomycetaceae. Gene Ontology annotation, cellular component: RNA polymerase I complex. The record is from RefSeq and is a predicted model, not a curated record. The transcript has a single exon. Gene Ontology annotation, molecular function: nucleic acid binding; zinc ion binding; DNA-directed RNA polymerase activity.